Messenger RNA from Halichondria panicea, 7228 nucleotides. RefSeq lists its product as uncharacterized. Lineage: Eukaryota; Metazoa; Porifera; Demospongiae; Suberitida; Halichondriidae. The record is from RefSeq and is a predicted model, not a curated record. The transcript has 2 exons. The coding region runs from base 2750 to 6721 and encodes 1323 amino acids.
GAUACCUACAUGCAUAUGAGGGAAGUAAUCUAUAUAUUACAGUAGGGUUCCCGUUUACAUUCAGAUGCAAUUAAGCAUGUGUGUUGAUUGAGAUUCAAGUAUAUUGUACGUGUUACAAUGUCUACAAAACGUGCCAAAAAAUAGCACACGUAUCUCAAGUGUGUGCGUCUUCACCUCUUUGCCCCUAACAAGCAUGCUGGUGAGAGCGGGUGCCAAACCGUCCACCACUUUACCCAGCAUAGCCGCAGCCAGUCGCACAGUCUUCCUGUGAUUGAAGAAAACAUGAAUGGGCACAUCGUACUCACUUGUGUAACUAACUGAUCACUCAUUUACAUGUACACUUCAACCUCAGUAAUAUACACUCUUCUGCUUCCCAUCUGCAAAUGCAGCUUUUGCAGCUAUAACUUAAUUAGCGGGCGAGUAUUGGGAACCAUAUAAUUAUUUCUGCCAUGUACGGUCAGGGGACUAAUUUUAGGUGCAUGGGACCAUCAAUGGUGCAUCAAUGGUGUUACAGUACGUUCCACUGUAUACAUCAUCGUCAUGUACAUGUACACUGCAGCUUUAGUGUGACAAUCUGUCACAAUGGGUCUCACUAAUGCAAUUUUAGAACGUCAUGGCUCCUACUUUUGGGCCUCAGACAUUCCUCUGCUAAUAUAAACGGAGGUCAUAAUUAUGUACUUAUACCACACUUGUGUCACCACUAAUUGAUCUCAUUGGUCAACAGCUGUAUAAUACAUAGAAAAUAACAUACAGCCCCAGGUUUCAAGGUGUUUUUUUUAGAAAGUAAGCAAAGAAAGGAAGCUGCUCUCUAACAAGAUGGCUAAGCCUCCAUGGGUCCAUGGGUGUAGUUUAGAUACAUUUAUCCCAAGAAGAGGUUGCAACUCCAGUAAGGGACGUCAAAUGGUAAACGCUUGGACCAAGGAGGCUUUUGAAUAUCUGUAGGAGUCGACCUGUUGCUCAACUGGACGGCUACAAAAUCUACUGUGGAGCUACAUGAGCUAGCUAGGUUCAGCUAGCUGGAAGCCAUGCAUAAACUUUGACCAGACCCGCCCACCACUAAAUGCAGCUGCGAGGUUUGUACAUGUAGCUAGCUAGCUACCUGUACUGUAGCUCUGAACUAGUCUGUUAUUGUCAACAACACCACAGUCUACUUGUAAUCCUCUACUUCUGAGCCACAGCCUUGACUACUGACUGAGCACAGAGCAAGAAUUUGACUAUACAGGCUUCAGCUAGUUCAGUUCAAUACUGUCAAGCUUACACAACAUUUUUGAAUUUUAUUGCGUGCAAUGUACCAAAUUUUGUCAAGAUGCAUCGUAUCAAUUCAAAUCUGGUGAGGAAGUAGAUUAUAAGAAUAGUGCCUGGGGGAAGUAAUUAUAUAAUAUAAUUACUGGACAUCACCUAGGACACGGACUGAAUCAGUAAAUAAGUUAUAGAUAGUACAUGGGCAUGAGGUAUCUAUGUGUUAUAGUGUCCCAUAUCACGAGGGCUUGCCCGAGGGAUGAGGGACACUAUAACCAUAGAUACCGAAUGCACAUGUGCUAACUGAUUUAGAUCCCACUUUUCAUUGGCUGCCUCAGGCAAGAAGUUGUAUCUAUAAAAGCAGCAAGCCUUAGCAAUAGCUUUAUUUUUGAAAAUGUCCUGUUCUGACAAGCUAGUCUAGAUGAUUUCUGCUAAAAAAAACCUUUGCAUUGGCCUUGCUUCAACAUUGGAAUGGACAAACUAGUGACUCCACCUUGUGCAGGAAGCGCUCUGCAACAAAUGAGCCCAGCCUCCUCUUUAUCUGCACUCAAGCCCCACCCCAGCUCAAGCUUCUCAGUAAACUGUUCUGAUAUGUACGGCUAGCUAGCAAGGAACAGCUUGCAGCAAUGCUACAGUGCACUAUCGUUCCCAAAAAGACACAGGAGUCUACUGCAAUUUGAAACAUGGCUGCAGGAUAGAAACAGAAGUUAGGAGGAGAAAUGCUACAAGUUGAAGACAUGCUUUCAUGCUUGUGACAAUGGACCCAGAACUGUUAAAAUCAUUGGCUCUUAGUGUUCCUCGACAAGAAAAGAUACUGGUGAACCCUACCAUCAACCCAGCAAACGCUAUAGAAACUGGUAGUGAAAAAACUGAACAGCCAUAGCUAGCUAAUUAUCAUGCAGCUACAGCUUUAUUAUCAUUUCUGUACAUUCAAAAAUAGUAUUUGUACUUUAUACCCUCAAGCUUAUAAUUCCCUGGGAAACUAUGAGAUUAUGGCUCAUAAUUCCCUGCUAAACACACACAAGUGGGAUCUAAGUCAGAUAUACCACACCAGGAUAUGCACCCCAUAAUAUAUCCUCCUCUUAGGUGUGGUAUAUCCUAUACAAAUGGAGCUGCGUAGGAACAGACUUUGUGGUAAUGGUUAUGGUUCUACUUGGCUGAAAUGAUUUAGACUCCUUACAUCAUGUCGAAAAUGAAUUUCAUGUGGAGGAAAUGCACUACAUUAGUUAUUGUAAUCACUCUUAACAUUACUGUAUUAAUGAUGCCUGGGACAGUUGUACCUACGUCCUGAAUUGAAAGAAAAGUUCAUAAUAAUACUUUAAUCAUUCUUCCGUUUUACGCAGCCACAAUACAACAAUGCAUACUGUAUAAUAUUGAUGAUGCCUGGGACAGUUGUGCCUACGUGCUGAAUUGAAAGAACAACUUUCAGAAGUUUAUAAUAGAUCAUAACACUAUACUUUAACUUUUAAUCAUUAUUCAGUUUUAGCAGCCACGAUACAACAAUGCAAGCAUGAGAGUCCUGAAUUUUGACAGAUGUAGCAAGUACAUCAUUUGGAUCACGUAUCUCGUGACACUAUGUGCUGGUAGUGAGUACUGGGUGAGACAAAACUCCACUGUGGACUGCCCAGCUGCUGUUCUCAACGAAAGGUGUGUCACUAUAUUUGAUAUGGCAAGAAACAACUCAAAAUAUUUUGUUUCGAACACUAUAAUCAACUUUCUUUCUGGCGUGCAUAUUAUUAAUGCGGACAAUGGCACUGCAACAGCAGGAGUAUGGAUUGGUACUAUAGACUCGGUAUUUACUGGUCAACGUACCACUAACAUCACACUUAUAGGAAGCCAGAGUGGGAAUACUGUCAUUCACUGCAAUAGUACACAAGUUGGGUUUUCAUUUCUAAAUGUAGUUAACGUGAUUAUCUCGCAGCUCAAGAUUCAACACUGUGGAUUUGAUAUUAUGAAAAACAAUGGUUAUGAGCACAUGAGUGAACACUACCUUGUACCUUCGACAAUAGCAUAUGCAACUUUACUAAUUGUGAAUGCUUCGCAUGUCAUGAUUCAAGGUGUAGAUAUCUUAAAUAGCACUGGGAUUGGCUUGCUAGCUCUUGAAAUGCGUGAUGAAUUUAUAGUUGAGCGAUGUAAUUUUCAAGGCAACUGUGAUAACAGUAUAGUGAAUGCUCUAGGAGGAAAUGCUUACAUUGAAAUGGCUUACAAGGAAUGCUCACUAACCAUUCAGGAAUCUCGAUUUUCAGAUACCCUGGCUACAAAGGAAAUAAGCCUGAACAGGGGGGAACAUGAAGUAGUUAAAGGUAACUUUAGCAACAAAAUAGUUCAACAGAUAAAAUCAUUGACUGAGAAUUCCCUGAGAAAAGGGUAUCACUCGCUAAAGCUCUCAGAUCAGCGAUCAGCAGGACUGACUAUAGAUGCUGGGGGAGCAAAUGUAACGAUUAUAAACUGCAGAUUCAUCAAUAACACAGCCCAAUCAGGAGCACAUUUACUGCUAGGAAUCUCAGAAUCACCAAGCAUCACAGUGAAAAAUUGCUCAUUUUUGAGAGGUACCUCAUUAAGGAACCGAGGAGGAGUGUGCAUAACAUACAUUGGUAAAAUCAAACCGGUCCAUUAUCUUACAAACAAUAUCCAGAGGCUUAACCUGAGUAUUAACCUCACUGAUUCUUUGUUUAAGAAUCAAUUUGGUGGGGCUAUAUGUGUUGAAUUUAAACAAGACGGCCCAAACCUCGAUCAUAAUUCUAAAGUUAGGCUUGUGAUGCAGAACAUUGUAUUCACUGAUAACAUAGCUACACGAGGGGCUGCACUUCAACUUAGCAUUAGAUCGGUGUUCCCAUAUGCUAACAUUUCAGUUGUCGACUGUCAAUUCAAUAGGAAUGCGGCAUUGAACUAUGGUGGAGCAAUAUUUUGGUGGACAGAAACGACAAAAACUUAUAGCGGAAACUUCACAAUCUUAUCAUCAAAUUUUUCCACCAACAUUGCUGAUUCUGGGUCAGCAGUAAGUUUAACGUCUACACAUAGCCACCAGAAGGGUAUGCCUGUAUACAUACACAACUGUAUUUUUAACAAUCACAGUACAUCUGCCAACGAUGACACUGGUGUUGUAAUACAAGUGACAACUACACGAUUAUUUUUAUCAGAAUCAAAAAUAUCGGACAACAUAUGUAGAGGUAUCUAUUUGAUUCACGAGUCAACUCUUCAAAUCUGUGGUAAUGUCUGGAUCACACGAAAUCAAGCAAAAGCUGGUGCUGGAAUAUUUUUCGACUGUCUUCCUGUAAAAUGCUCCACGUCAACAGACGUUAGCCAAUUAAAACUGGAAAAAUAUGCACAAUUGUACAUCAACGACAACAUUGCUAGUGAUUACGGAGGAGGGAUGAUAGUCAAAACCGGGCCCCAAAUGUGCUUUUUUCAAGUAGCAGACACUGACCCAAAAUCUCUAGGGAAAAUACACAUGAGUGGUAAUUCUGCAGCCAUUGCAGGCACAGCAAUAUACGGAGGGGAUCUUGACCAAUGUUUCUUGAGAGCGACUAAAGAAACCCUGCGUGCAGAAUUAUUUUGGACCAUAUUUAAUAUUACUGAAAGAUACACUGCACCAUCACUACUUGCUUCACAACCGUACAAAGUCUGUUUCUGCAAUAUCUCGAUUCGACACAAUUGUGUGUCUCAAUUCAGUGUUAAAGUGUUCCCUGGCCAGGCAUUUCAGGUUCAGGUGAUUGGAGUUGGACAGUACAACUAUUCCUCGCCCUCAGUCAUACGAGUUGUGGUUCCACCAGGAGUCGAAGUAGGUAAACAACAAGUAGCACAAGAAGUCAAAACAUACUGCACAUCACUUUUGUACACACUACAAACCCUUGAAAAGAGUAUCGCCUUUGAGCUGUUUGUAGAAACCCCAUUUUCAUUGAUUUCUUAUUUACCAGCGGCAGAACCUGCUACAGUGGUUGCUACAAUCUUAGAUUGUCCUCUUGGAUUUCACCUUCAAAAGAAGUCUCAGACAUGCGAUUGCUUGCCACAACUUAUAAGAAAAGGUGUCACCUGUGAUAUUGACACACAAACAGUUGGUCGAUCGAAUUCACUCUGGAUUGGAAAUUACUCAAAUAAUGUGGUUGCCCACAAUAACUGCCCCUUUGAUUACUGCAACCAAAGCACAAUGAGCUUCAGACUGUCUAAUCAAGAUGAUCAGUGUAAUUGGAAUCGAAGUGGAUUACUUUGUGGAGCGUGUAAAGAUGGAUUUAGCAUUAUGUUGGGAACGUCAAAGUGUCAAAAGUGUUCAAAUACCUAUCUAUUGCUCUUGAUACCAAUUUUGCUUGCUGGAUUUGGUCUGGUAAUUUUCUUAUUGAAAUGUAACUUUACAGUAUCAGUAGGAACAAUAAAUGGACUGAUAUUCUAUGCCAACAUCAUUCAAGUUAACAAAAACAUUUUCUUUAGCUCACAUCCACCUGGAAUUAUGUCUACCUUGUCGUAUGUUCUCUCUUUGCUUAUAGCAUGGAUAAAUUUAGACCUGGGAAUUGAGGUUUGCUUUGCAAAUAAUUUGGGAACAUUUGGCCACACAUGGCUACAGUUCUUGUUCCCUAUCUAUAUUUGGUGCAUUAUCGGACUACUGAUCAUAGUGUGCAGAUACUCGACUACUGUCUCCAGGCUUGCUGGCUCCAACACAGUGUCUGUUCUAGCUACUUUGUUCCUGCUCUCUUAUACCAAGCUUCUCCGGACCACCCUGAAUGCAUUCUCUCUCUUAGUCAUCACUGACCCCAAUGACACUGCUCAUCUGAGGUGGCUCCUAGAUGCCAACUACGGGUACCUACAAUGGCCUCAUCUUGGUCUGUUCUUAGUCGCCCUGUUCACACUAGUGUUUCACCUCAUACCAUUCACUGUACUGCUUUUGCUUGGCCCCGCACUUCAAGCCCACACCAACUAUAGAGCACUAGCCUGGGUAAACAAAAUCAAGCCAUUCCUGGAUGCAUACCAUGGUCCUUACAAAACCAAGUAUCGCUAUUGGACUGGGCUCAUGCUGUUUGUACGAGUGUUUCUGAUGACUGUUUUUGCUGCUAAUGCCCUUGGUGACCCAAAAAUCAACCUGCUAACAAUUAUGAUAACUACGUUAGUGCUGCUAAUAGUAUGGAUAAAGGUGGGGAGAAUCUAUCGAAAAUCCCCAGUUAAUGUGCUCGAGCUAGUAUAUUUAAUCAACAUAGAGAUAUUUGCAAUGAUUACUUUCUACCUUAAAAAUGGAAGCAACACCGAAGGUCAGCAACAAAUACUCAGCUUGAUUGCAGUAGGAAGUGCUUUUGUGGUGUUUAUAAUAGUUUUAAUAUGCCAUUGUUAUACAAAACUGGUACAGACUAAGAUAGUUAGGAAACUGCAUAAGAAAGUGAAACGUAACAUCCAAUUGCAGAAUGUUCAACCAGAAGAGCCACAAAUGAAAGCUAGGUCUAUGUCACCUACAAGAACGGAAAUCAACCUGAGGGAGUUGCUUCUAGCUGAACAAUGAGUCAAAAUUAUUCAAAAUUAAUAUACACCUUAGAAAACUCUAAACUACAUUGCUUUAGUAUUCAGUAGGUGUUAUUUUCUUUUCUAUGCACAGUAUAUAGAGUAUAGGCAACUUGAAUGUGUGAGCUGCAACUAACACGUACUGUAUCAUCUUUAGCUUGCAAAAAUCAACAAUUCGACUAGUACAUGUGGUUGGUGACAUGAUUAUACAUGUAGCAGGUGAAUUUUCAAGGGUUAAAAUUUUUUUGCACAGAUUGGCUAUUUUGGUGAAUUGGGUAUAAUAUUUUAUUUUCGAGGAUAACCAGUUUUUUUUUAGUGGACUUGAACAUGCAUUUUCGCGGUUAAAAAUUUCGCGAAAUCUAUAAAAAAAAAUUAACGAGUGUUCAAGCUAAUGCCUCUCGCCAUGUUAUGCUUUCACUCAAAAAGUAUUAGUAGUUUCUAUAAUGAAUUUUACAUUAAAGUUAGCUUAUCAAUAUAAACUCACUGAGAAGAAAAGACUUAUUUACAU